Messenger RNA from Aspergillus chevalieri, 1149 nucleotides. RefSeq names its product putative sensor histidine kinase/response regulator. The transcript has a single exon. Gene Ontology annotation, biological process: signal transduction. Bases 1 to 1149 code for a protein of 382 amino acids. Gene Ontology annotation, molecular function: phosphorelay sensor kinase activity. Lineage: Eukaryota; Fungi; Ascomycota; Eurotiomycetes; Eurotiales; Aspergillaceae. The record is from RefSeq and is a predicted model, not a curated record.
AUGGAUCAGCCAUCAGUUGAACGCACGCCAGGAUGGCCGGAUACCAUCGGAGACUUGUCCCAAGCGCUGAUGGCUCUGUCACAUCCUGCCGCUAUAUACUGGGGAGAUGAUCUUAUGCUCUUCCACAACGAAGCUUGGGAAGAUGCCGCUGGCGGCGUUGAUAGGCAAAGAACGCCACAGCGGCAUGCUCUUACGACCAACGCUGUUGCCGUGCUGUUGACGGUGUCGCAUGGUGGCAAGGCAGGUGCAUUGCGGGGCGAGGAUUUGUUGAACAUUGAUCGAUGUGAGACGGAUAGCCAUGUCUUACUAAGUCAGAUACCGGGCGUGGGUGCCGACUAUGUGACUGGCGUUAUUGCCCAGUUGAUCCCUAAGAUUCAUUCUCGAAAACCGCUUGACGAUGAUCGGAAGCCUUUGUCGACCGCAGAUGACAAGGAACGCAAAGAUGCAAUGGAUGACUCGAGGGGCGGUGCUGGGGCCUCUGCGAUGAAUGGCACCAUGAAUGAAUCCGUUCAAAAGCUUGCCGAUACGUUACCAGCUGGGCUCGCCAUUAUCAACCAAAAAGAUGAGCCUGUGUUUAUCAACGGGCGCUUUCAGAACCCCAAUUCCUACCACAGUACAAAAUACUUCGAGACUCUAUCCCAGUCCAUCCACUCAGACGACUGUGGCCGAGUCGAAAGUGCUUACCAGGAGGCAUUGGCGUCCCGAUCUGAACUGCGCAUCCAGUAUCGUGUAAGAGAUCAACAUGACUGCUGGCACUUGCUGUUAUUGAAUCCGCUUGGUCAUGGCGACGUGCAAUACCCUGGUCUGGAUGAGCGUGGAGGGUUUACCUGCACGGUUGUGGACAUCACGGCCGAGAAAACCGCGGAAAUAGCACAGGCAGAGUCCGCGCGAGAAGCGCAGGAGCACAAGGAACAACAAGAACGGUUCAUUGAUAUGAUCAGCCAUGAGAUUCGGAAUCCGCUCUCCGCUAUUUUACAUUGCACCGAAGACAUCAUAGAAGCCGUGAAGGACAAGAAAGCGGACCAGAUUCAAACGGGGGAUAUCAUACAAGCGGUAGAUAUUAUAAAUCUGUGUAUCAUGCAUCAAAAGAAAGUUGUUGACGAUGUACUCUUGUUCUCCAAACUGGACGCAUCCAUGCUGACCUUAUAA